CUGAAGUUGUUGAGCAAGUGCACAGGACGCAGGAUGGGCCGUGUGAUCAGGGCACAGAGAAAGGGAGCGGGCUCUGUCUUUAAAGCCCACGUCAAGCACAGGAAAGGUGCUGCUAAACUCCGGCACAUUGACUUCGCCGAACGCCAUGGCUACAUAAAGGGAAUUGUGAAGGACAUCAUUCACGACCCGGGCCGUGGCGCUCCCCUGGCUAAGGUGGUGUUCCGUGACCCAUACAGGUUCAAGAAAAGGACUGAGCUGUUUAUUGCCGCUGAGGGCAUCCACACUGGGCAGUUCAUCUUCUGUGGCAAGAAAGCCCAGCUGAACAUUGGCAAUGUGUUGCCUGUUGGUGGCAUGCCUGAGGGUGCCAUCAUCUGCUGCGUGGAGGAGAAGCCUGGUGACAGGGGAAAGCUGGCUCGUGCGUCCGGAAACUACGCCACUGUCAUCUCCCACAACCCAGAGACAAAGAAGUCCAGAGUGAAGCUUCCUUCUGGAGCCAAGAAGGUCAUCUCUUCAUCUAACAGAGCUGUUGUUGGAAUCGUUGCUGGUGGUGGUCGUAUUGACAAGCCUAUCCUGAAGGCAGGACGUGCCUACCACAAGUACAAGGUCAAGAGGAACUGCUGGCCUCGUGUCCGUGGUGUGGCCAUGAAUCCUGUUGAGCAUCCGUUCGGUGGUGGUAACCAUCAGCACAUUGGCAAACCCUCAACCAUUAGGAGAGAUGCGCCCGCUGGGCGCAAGGUUGGUCUCAUCGCUGCCCGUCGUACUGGCAGACUGCGUGGAACAAAGACCGUCCAGGAGAAAGAAAACUAAAUGCAUCUUCAUAAUAAAAUAUUUCCCAAUAAAGG
Messenger RNA from Electrophorus electricus (electric eel), 842 nucleotides. Lineage: Eukaryota; Metazoa; Chordata; Actinopteri; Gymnotiformes; Gymnotidae. The record is from RefSeq and is a predicted model, not a curated record.